Messenger RNA from Rhopilema esculentum, 1156 nucleotides. Its product is annotated as charged multivesicular body protein 5. NCBI's taxonomy places the organism in Eukaryota, Metazoa, Cnidaria, Scyphozoa, Rhizostomeae, Rhizostomatidae. Gene Ontology annotation, biological process: late endosome to vacuole transport via multivesicular body sorting pathway; vesicle budding from membrane. The record is from RefSeq and is a predicted model, not a curated record. Gene Ontology annotation, cellular component: multivesicular body.
UAAUGCGCAAAAUGAUGCGCAAAUUAGAGUCGAGGCCAAACGAAAAUUGCAUCUGAAAAACAAGAAGUGGUAAACGAAGUAAACCAAAAUGAAUCGAUUAUUUGGAAGAGGAAAAGACAAAGCACCGCCCCCAAACCUUACAGAUUGUAUUUCUGGUGUUGAUUCAAGAGCAGAAUCAAUUGAAAAGAAGAUUAAUAUGCUUGAUAAUGAUCUAAAAAAGUAUAGAGAACAGAUGAAAAAAAUGAGAGAUGGACCUUCAAAGAAUAUGGUCAAGCAAAAAGCAAUGAAAGUUUUGAAGCAAAAAAAGAUGUACGAAAGUCAAAUGGAUAACUUAAGACAACAAUCAUUUAAUAUGGAGCAGGCAAAUUUUGCCACACAGACUCUGAAAGAUACAAAAACUACUGUUGAUGCAAUGAAGCUCGGUGUAAAAGAAAUGAAAAGGGAGUACAAGAAAAUUGAUAUUGAUCAAAUUGAGGACCUUCAAGAUGAAAUGGAAGACAUGUUAGACCAGGCCAAUGAGGUGCAAGAAGCCCUUGGAAGGCAAUAUGGUACUCCGGAAAUUGAUGACGCAGACCUGGAAGCUGAGCUUGAUGCUUUAGGUGAUGAGCUUGCAUAUGACCAAGAUGCUGCAUUUUUGGAUGAUGCACUAAGCUCACCACCUGCGCCAGACACUAUACCAGCUGAAAGAGACGCUUCAGGCUCACGAACAAAGGAUGGUGUAAAGGUAGAUGAAUUCGGGCUUCCAGAGCUACCAAGCCAGACCACCUAACUGUACACUAAAUAAUUAAGACAGACAUUAGUAAAUAAUUUUGUUAUAUUCUGUUCGUUUUCUGUCAUAAUUAGGUUUUCCACAAGCUUGUACAAUUGCAACAAUAUAUUGCAUAGAAAUAGAUCAUUACAUAAAUUAUGGGCCUUGAAGGCAGUUGCGCCUCUACAUUUGUUCGUUUGCAAAGGUAACUGAUAUACAAGCAACUGAAAUUUUUAAGUAAAGCUUUGUUAUAAAUCUUUAUUUCGUAAUAUUUAGGUAUUUGUAUUUGUCUGAAAACUUACUAUUUACUCAUUUACAUGGUUGUUCACAUAAAAUUACCUGUUUAAACAUUUUAGCAUACCUUUAAUUCGUAUAUUUCCUGCAAUGACAAAUACCUUGCGUAAAUUG